Messenger RNA from Heterocephalus glaber (naked mole-rat), 5058 nucleotides. NCBI's taxonomy places the organism in Eukaryota, Metazoa, Chordata, Mammalia, Rodentia, Bathyergidae. The record is from RefSeq and is a predicted model, not a curated record.
CACUGCUUCCUGUCGCCAAGAGUUUCUAGAAAUUUGCCUUGAAUAUGAACACUCAGCAAAAAUCACAGGACAACGCCAUUGUCAGAAUAGCGGCUCAUUUACCAGACCUCAUUGUCUAUGGAAAUUUCUCUCCGGAGCGGCCCUCCAUGGAUUAUUUUGAUGGAGUCCUGAUGUUCGUUGAUAUUUCAGGUUUCACUGCCAUGAUGGAGAAGUUCAGCACCGCCAUGUACAUGGACCGAGGGGCCGAGCAGCUGGUGGACAUCCUGAACCACUACAUAAGCGCCAUCGUGGAGAAAGUGUUGCUUUUUGGAGGAGACAUCCUGAAAUUUGCAGGUGACGCACUGCUAGCCCUGUGGAAGGUGGAACGGAAGCAACUGAAAAACAUCAUCACCGUGGUCGUUAAAUGCAGCCUGGAGAUACACGGCCUGUUUGACAACAAGGAGAUGGAGGAAGAAGGCCUGGACAUCCGAGUGAAGAUAGGGUUGUCCGCUGGCCACAUCACCUUGGUGGUCUUCGGGGACGAGAGACGCAACCACUUCCUGGUGACCGGCCAGGCGGUGGACGACGUGCGGCUGGCACAGAACCUGGCGCAGAUGAAUGACGUCAUCCUGUCCCCCAACUGCUGGCAGCUGUGUGACCGGAACAUGGUCGAAAUCGAGAGGAUUCCGGACCAGAGAGUGGUGAAGGUUAAGUUCUUAAAACUACCUUCCACUUUUAACUUUGAUGAAUUUUUCAAAAAGUGUAUGGCCUUCAUGAACUAUUAUCCUUCUAGUCAGCUCAAAACGCUGAGGCUGUCCUGCCUGCUGGAGUCCAACACGGAGCUGGAGGAGUCGCUGCAGAAGUAUGUGAUGGAGAGCAUCCUGAAGCAGAUCGAUGACAGACAGCUCCGCGGCUAUUUGUCUGAGCUUCGCCCGGUGACAAUUGUGUUUGUGAACCUGCUGUUUAAAGACCAGAACAAGGUGGAAGUGGUAGGCUCGGCCAUCCAGGACGCCUGUGAACACAUCACCUCAGUCCUGCAGGCCUUCCGAGGCCAGAUCAACAAAGUCUUCAUGUUCGACAAGGGCUGCUCUUUCCUCUGCGUCUUUGGUUUCCCUGGAGAGAAGGAGCCCAACGAGGUCACCCACGCCCUGGAGAGCGCUGUGGACAUAUUUGACUUCUGCUCAAAGGUCCCCAAGAUCCAUACCGUGUCCGUGGGCGUGGCCAGCGGCACCGUCUUCUGUGGGAUCAUCGGACACACCGUGAGACACGAGUACACAGUCAUUGGUCAGAAGGUCAACAUCGCUGCCAGGAUGAUGAUGUACUACCCGGGAAUCGUGACUUGUGACUCUGUCACCUACAAUAGCAGCAGCCUCCCAGCCUACUUCUUUAAAGAAGUUCCCAAGAAAGUUAUGAAAGGCGUUGCAGAUUCGGGUCCGGUCUACCAGUGCUUGGGCCUCAACGAGGAAGUUGUGUUCGGCAUGGCGAACCUCAGGGCCAAAGGAAAUGAGGGCUACCCUUUGCUGGGACGUGACAAGGAGAUCAAGUACUUCAUGGACAACAUGAAGAGGUUCCUGAUAUCCGGCUGCAGCCGAGUGCUCAUAUACGAAGGCACAGCAGGGUACGGGAAGAGUCAGAUCCUCAAGGAGAUCGAGUACCUGGCCCAAGGGGAGAGGCACAGGACUGUUGCUAUUGCACUGACAAAGAUCAGCUUCCACCAGAAUUUUUAUACUAUCCAGAUAUUCAUGGCCAACGUGCUAGGUCUGGACACUUGUAAACAUUACAAGGAGCGACAGUCCAAUAUUCAAAAUAAAGUCAAGAGACUGAUGGAUGAGAAGUUCUACUGCCUCCUUAAUGACAUUUUCCAUGUCCAGUUUCCCACUUCCCGGGAGAUUUCCAGGAUGAAUGCCUUGAGAAAGCAGAAGCAAGUGGAAAAACUGUUUAUGAAGAUCUUGGAGAAAACAUCCAGAAGGCAGAGGAUUAUUCUCAUCAUCGACAAGGCCCAGUUUGUGGACAAGACGUCCUGGGCGUUCCUGGAGAAGCUGAUCCAGACGGUCCCCAUCUUCAUCAUCAUGUCGCUGUCGCCCUUCAUGGAAGAUCCCUGUGCCGCCGCCAACACCAUCAUGAAGAACCGGAACACCACCUACGUCACGCUGGGUGCCGUCCUGCCCAAGGACAUCCGCAACAAGGCCUGUUUCGACCUCAACGUGACCGGCAUCUCUAGAGAGCUGGACAUGUACCUGGUGGAGGUGAGCUGCGGGAUUCCCUCUUACUGUCAAGAGUUGCUGCUAAACCUCGACCACCACAAGGUGCUCCUUUUCCGAGCGAGGGAGUCUGAGGAAAAGUCCACCGUGACCUGGAAUAACAUGUUCAAGAGUUUCGUUAAGUCAACGGAUGAAUUAAAAAUAUAUUUUAAUGUGGAGGAGAGAAAUGACGUUGUCUGUACCCUUGCAAGUGGUGUCAGACUGAAAAACUUGUCACUCCCAACCUCAUUAAAAGAAGUCUCCUUGAUCCAGCUGGACAGCAUGAGCCUCUCCCACCAGAUGCUGGUGAGGUGUGCAGCCAUCACAGGCCUGACCUGCACCACGGAGAUGCUCUUCGAGAUCCUGCCCUGCUGGGACGUGAAGAUGAUGAUCGAGGCCCUGACCACCCUGGUGGAAGCAGAUGUCUUCGUCUGUUUCCAGAAUGGCAAGGACCUGCGCUUGGCCCAGCAGCAGGAUGCCUCCUUCGAGAUACAUCAUCGUUCCUUGUCCCUGAACCCCGGCAAAGGGAUGGAUGACAAAGGGUUCCAGGAGCUGUACAACAAGGUGAUCCAGUGCCACAUCAUCCGAUUCUGCAGGCCUAUGAUGCAGAAGACAGCCUACGAGCUGUGGCUCAAGGACGAGAAGAAAGCCAUGCAUCUGAAAUGUGCCCACUUCCUGGAGGAAAAUGCCCACCGAUGCGGCCGCUGCCGAGGCGCCAACUUCAUUCCCUAUCACCACUUCGCGGUGGACAUUUGCCUCAACAAACUGGACAUAGGCACCAUGAGGGAGCUGGUUAAAUCCCACAGUCAUCAACGUAAACUACCCUGGUUCCCAACGAACCAUAACUAUUCCUGGGGCACUUGGAGGCUGAGAUCUAGGACUGAAGAAGAGACCCUGGCUCCUAAAUUAGACCUUCAUAAGAAACCCGAGCUAUUUCCUGAAGACCUCAGCCCCAAGGAGGUAAGGGAACAGAUCUUGGGGUUCUUCGACACAGUGAUAACCAAAAUGAAGGAGGGAGAGGAGACUGUCCUCCCCCAGGAGUCCUGCCAGUGUGAGGAGGUCCUCACCAUCACCAUGCUGCCCCUGGCCCAGCACUUUGUGGCUUUGGAAGAAAACCACAAGGCCUUGUAUUACUUCCUGGAAAUCGCAUCCGCCUGCCUCCUCCUGGGUGAUAACUACAUGGCAUAUGUGCAUUUGAAUGAGGGACAUAGGCUGCUGAGAAUACUCAAGAGGGAAAAAUCUUGGAAUCAGACUUUCGAGUUGGCUACUUUUUAUACCCUCAAAGGUCGGAUCUGCUUUAAUAUGGGCCAGAUGGUGCUUGCCAAGAAAACGCUGAAGAAGGCACUGAAGCUCCUCAACUGCGUCUUUCCUCACAACUUAUUUUCUCUAUUCUUCCAUGAUCACAUGGAGAAAAAGAAACACUCCCAUUAUUUGAACCAGCAGGUCCAAGACAGCCCCCAACCAGGGAAGAAGAGGCUGGCAGAACUCUACCAGCAGGUGGUCUGCUUUUCCUUGCUGUGGAAGAUCUACAGCAUGGAUGAUUAUUUUCACCACAAGUAUUAUGCCCACCUAACAGCUAUGAUGCAGGUGAACACUGCCCUGGAGACACAAAAUGAUUUCCAGAUCCUGAAGGCUUUCCUGGACUACUCGCUGUUCCACCAACUGACUGGCCACCAGGGUGCGUGGUUCGCCUACGAGCUCAAGGCCGUGGAGCGGAUCUGCCGCCUCCCGCUGGAAGGCGAGGCCAUCGAGAUGGUGGCCUAUGUGGCCUACAAACUGGGUCACAUCAAGUUCUUCACGGGUCACCUGGACCUGGCCAUCGAGUUAGGCUUCCGCGCUCACAACAUGUGGGCCCUGCUGCAGAACCCCAACAAGUACUGCUCCGUGCUCUGCAGACUCUCCAGCUCUCUCCUGCUGAGAAACAGAUACAAGCAGCUGAUCCAGGUGCUGGAGUCGCUGUGGCAGCUGUCCGCAGAAGAAGAGCACAUUUUCAGCAAGGCGUACUUCUAUUUCGUCUGCUUGGACCUUAUGCUUUAUUGUGGCUUCGUUUACAGACCGUUUGAGGAGUGCCUGCAGUUCAUAAACCUCCAGGAGGAGAACACCAUCCUCCGGUUCCACAGCGGAAUCCUCCUGGGACUUUAUUCGGACCUGGCUAUCUGGUACGGCAGGCUUCAGGAGUGGGACAACUUCUCCAGCUUCUUCAGUAAAGCUAAAAGUCUGGUGUCACGGAGAACCCUGACGACUGAUUACUAUGAAGGAACUGUAAAGUACAUGGAAGGGCAGGUUCUCCACCUCCAAAAGCAAAUCGAAGAGCAAUCCCACAAGGCCCAGGACAGCGGGGUGCAGCUGCUCAAGAACUUGGAGAAUCUCCUGUCUCAGAAGCCCACCGGGGCCGUGUUCCACCCGCGCCUCUACCACUUGAUGGCCUACGUGUGCAUGCUCAUGGGAGACGGGCGCAACUGCGACCUCUUCCUGAGCAAAGCGAUGGAGAUCUCCAACACGCAGGGCAACACGCAGGAGAAGAGCUGGCUGCUCCGGAGCAAGGAAUGGUGGUACUCAAAUGCGGAGCUCAUGGAAGACCAGUGGCUUCACACGGUCCUGAAUCUCCCAUCCUGGGAAAAAAUUGUAUCAGGCAGGGUGAGCAUCCAGGACAUUCAAAAAAACAAGUUCCUGAUGAGGGUUAAUAUCCUGGACACUCCCUUCUGACAUUUCCUGCAAGAGAACUAACGGUGGCUCUAACCUCAAGCAUCGCACACUGCAGAUGAGGGUCUGUAAGUUGAAGUAUCCAUAAUUCUGAUGUCAGUGUCUUUUACAAGCAUAAACUGUAUGUAUAUUUGAA